Corythoichthys intestinalis (scribbled pipefish) is the source of this 3908-nucleotide messenger RNA. RefSeq names its product SAFB-like, transcription modulator (gene sltm). Gene Ontology annotation, cellular component: nucleus. Gene Ontology annotation, biological process: regulation of transcription by RNA polymerase II; regulation of mRNA processing. NCBI's taxonomy places the organism in Eukaryota, Metazoa, Chordata, Actinopteri, Syngnathiformes, Syngnathidae. Bases 34 to 3066 code for a protein of 1010 amino acids. The record is from RefSeq and is a predicted model, not a curated record. Gene Ontology annotation, molecular function: RNA binding; sequence-specific DNA binding. The transcript is spliced from 20 exons.
UUGCGCAUGAGAAUUAUAAAUUAAAUCGGUAAAAUGGCGUCGGUAGCCAUUUCCACGGCGCUGAAGAAAAUAACAGAAUUAAGGGUUGUUGACCUUAAAUCCGAGCUUAAACGACGAAAUUUGGAUACAUCGGGUAUUAAAAGUGUGCUACUCGCCAGAUUGAAGCAGGCUAUCGAGAGUGAAGAUGCAGAAACGGGCAGUGUGAAGAUACUAUCUCCAGUAAGCACACCUACUCGUAAGAUUGGAAAAGGCAAAGGAAGAAAAAUUGAUUCAGAUUUGGACACUACUGCGGAAGAUGAUAUGCCUUCUAGGGAGACGGAGGGAUACGAGUCUGAGAAAGAUGUAACAGAUACAGAUGAUGGUACACAAGAAAAUUGUAACCCUGCGCUCUGCGAGGAGAAUUCUUCUCAGCCUGAGCCCGAACCCGAGGCAACUGCCGAACCCGAGGCUGAACUGGAGACGGCAGGCGCGGUCGCCGAGGCCGAUUCAGAGCCGGAGGUGGCAGACGCUGACACUGACGCUGAGCAAGAGGUGGAUGCGGAUGUCGAGCAAGAGGCUGAGGGAGACUGCGAGCCACAAGUUGACGACGAGGCGGACGGCGAGCCGCAAGUCGACGACGAGGCGGACGGCGAGCCGCAAGUCGACGACGAGGCGGACGGCGAGCCUGAAAUUGAGUCUGAAGAUGAGAUGGCUGCUGAAGCCAUGGAUUCCUCAAAAGAAGCCGAGGACGAUCACCUGUCUGUGUCGAUCCAAAACGAAGACGCCAUCACCUUAGAUGUUGAUGGCGACGAUCUUCUGGACACAGGUAAACAUGUGAAACUUCCAGAUUCAGAGGCUGACAAGGGCAACGAUGAGCCUGAGGCCUCUGCCGAGAUGAGCACGGAUGAUGACAUGAAAGCGGAAGACAAAGAUGGUAAGCAAGAUGACGGAGCCUGGGACGAGCCCUCAGUGGACUGCAGAGAGGCCACGAAGAAACCUGAAGCCGGAGAUAACGAAAAGGAUUCUGGGAAGAAAGGCCCCUCGUCUACUGGGGUAUCUGGUCAAGCAAAGAGCUCUUCAAGAGACAGAGAUGGAAAAGCUGCAAAGGACAAGGCAGUGGUCGGCGGCAGCAGCAGUAUCAGCUCACCUAAUAGUGUUUGGGUGAGCGGCCUGUCCCUCAACACGAAAGCAGCAGAUCUGAAGAACCUCUUUGGCAAAUACGGCAAGGUUUUAAGUGCAAAAGUCCUAACAAAUGCCCGCAGUCCUGGUUCAAAGUGCUACGGCCUGGUGACCAUGUCUUCCACUGCAGAGGUGACUCGUUGCAUCUCUCAGCUGGACUGCACUGAGCUUGAUGGACAACAAAUAUAUGUAGAAUGCGGCAAAAAUGUCCCCUUCACAAAAGAAUCCUCAAAGAAUGAAUCGGAUGACAAAGCAAGUACCAGCAAGUCAAGUGAAAAGCGCAGUUCCUCAGGGACAAAGUUGUCUAACAAAUCGCAGCAACCUUACAAGAAAGAUGAAAAAUCUGGGGAGAAGGACAAAGAUUCAUCCAAGGAUACCAAAAGUAGCAAAUCUGAUUCCGGUGCAUCAAAUUCUGCCCAAGGUUCUUCGAAAAGAGAUGACAGACCCAGCAGACGGUCAAGGAGUCCAGGUGGUACGGCACAGGGAAAUCAAACCAAAGGAAAGUCAGAUUUUCUCAAAACAAGACCUUUCAGGAAGACGAGAUAUGUUGAGAAGCCAUUUAUUCAAAUGCCCAUGCAAAAAAGACCCAAAUGGCUGAUACCCCCUGAAGAGUUGGAGAUGAUUAAAAAUAAACAGCGCUUCCUCAAUAAAGGAGGUGAAUUUAUUCCAUUUGCGAAGAUAAAGGAGCAGAGAAUGCGUGAACGGAAUGAGCGUGCCCGUAGAGCCACGGAGAUGCGCAGACAACGCGAAAUGAUAGAACAGGCACGCCGCGCGCGGGAGUGCGAAGAGCGUGAGAACCUCUUUCGUGAACGCCAGAGACUGGAGAUGGAAAGACAGAAGCUGGAGAGGGAGCGCUUUGAGAGAGAGAAGCUUGAAAGGGAGAGAAUCAGAAUUGAACAAGAGCGGCGGAAAGAAGCAGAACACAUAGCACGCCAGCAGGAGAUCAGACGACAGCAGGAACAUCUCCGCUGUGAGCAAGAGAAGAGAAACCUCAAAAGAGGCCGUGAUGUGGAACAAGGCCGGCGAGACAACACAUACUGGAACGGCAACAAGAAGAUCCAAUCAGAUGUGUCUGAACCUCGUCUCAACCAAGGCGGCAACUUCAACCAGCAGCAGAACCGCUUCUCCAACUUCAACAACCGCCAGAGGGGACGAUUCCCGCAGGCCGCCGUCCAGCAGGCCAACACGUUUGAUAGACGCAACCGGUUUGACGGUGAGCCGGAAGCAAAGAAAAGCAGGCCCUCUCCUCAGCGAGACGGCGCCAGCUUCGAGCGUUACCCCAAGAACUUUGAAGGGGUACGCCGGGCCGAACCUUCGCGCACCAACCUCCGCGACACAGAUCGCAGAGAUCGAGACGAGAGGCGACCCAUUCAGAUGCAAAAUCGGCCGAUGGGAGCCAGGAUGUCUGGCGUAACCCAAAUGCGCUCUCCCAGGGACGGAGGCAACGCCUGGAAGAACAAUGGCGGCAUGAACGCAAAUAAGGAUGAGUUACGAGGAGCCAUCCGCAUUCGUGCAGACCGAUCGGGCCGAGACGGGCCGGGUCCCGUUCUUAGAGGGGGUUCUUCAACUAGCCGAGGAAGAGGCUCUUUUAAUGAUCGGGAUGGAGGAAGAGCCAUGGUGAUGAAUGACCAGGCUUUCAACUCUGGUCGCCGGGUAGUGGUGGAGCGUCACGGUAGAGAGCAGGGAAUGAGAAAGGAGUGGCAAGGUGGCUCAAGUUCCCGAGGAGGAGGAAGUGGCGGAGGAGGCUACAACAACCGCAGGAUGAGCGACAGUCGCGGAAGCUUGAUGUCUCAGUCUUCAGGUCACUCAUCUGGUAUGAGUCGCAUCGUCCAAAUCACCAACAGUUCCGUUCCCAGCGGCGGCAACACUGGCGGCUUCAAGCCUUUCAAAGGAACGCGGCAGUUCUAACAACAGCCAAUGAAAAAUAAGGACACUCUGAAGGGUUUUAUUUUUUAGAAGUCUUAGAUUAACGCUGGGGUUGACAAUUUGUUUUAUUUUGUACAAAAGUAUUCUCCAUCGGGUUUUCCUGACAUUUCCGCUUUGUGCACAAGUUGAAUUGUAUUUAGGUUAUUGUAAGUCUUUGUAACAUGUUAAUAUUUUCACUAGUGAUUGUUGCUUUUCAUGUUUAACUGCCAUCGACGUCGAUGGACAUCCAAUUCAUUUUGACUGUGUGGGCCGACAACCAGCCCCUUCCACUCAAAAUGGAUGUCUAUCGCCGUCAAUGGCAGCCAGAGAGAUAAUGAAGGCAAUUCAUGUUCUCUGUUCCCUCUCCACAUUUACGAACUAGUGUGCUGUUUUGUAAAAUUCUGGAAUGUGAAUGCUUUGGAAUUGUUACAUGCCUUUGGAAUGGUUACAUGCCCUAAGUUAGCAUAGCUUUUCAUAUCUGUCAUAUUCCAAUGGAUAAAUAAAGCAUCCAAACAUGCUACGUAAAUGCUCCUUUAAUGUUUGUUGCUUAAAAAUAAGAACACAAAACGAUGAUUGGUCUUUUAUUGACAAUUCUAAUCAGGUUCAAUAUCCCUCGUCUAUAAGGCAUUUAGUUAAAUAUACAUACCGGUACACAUCACCAUAUACAUAAUGUGGCUGCAAUGUGAAAGGCUACAUACAUUAUUUGGUCAUUUAUGUAAAUGGAUGAAAUUAGCACAAAUGAGUCCUGUUGUCGACAAGCGUGUGCUGCCAAAUAUCUGAAGGGAUUGGACAGAAGAAAUGAAAGGAACGGGGGUUUUAACAAACAUUUCUGGUAACAUUUGAAU